Dipodomys ordii (Ord's kangaroo rat) is the source of this 2388-nucleotide messenger RNA. RefSeq names its product solute carrier family 13 (sodium/sulfate symporter), member 1 (gene Slc13a1). Bases 11 to 1678 code for a protein of 555 amino acids. The transcript has 15 exons. Gene Ontology annotation, cellular component: membrane. Lineage: Eukaryota; Metazoa; Chordata; Mammalia; Rodentia; Heteromyidae. Gene Ontology annotation, biological process: monoatomic anion transmembrane transport. Gene Ontology annotation, molecular function: sodium:sulfate symporter activity. The record is from RefSeq and is a predicted model, not a curated record.
GCUCUGGACAAUGAAACUACUUAGUUACAUUUUGGUUUAUCGUCGGUUUCUUCUGGUACUGCUCAGUGUGCUGAUUUUACUACCACUUCCUCUUGUCAUCUGCACAAAGGAAGCAGAAUGUGCCUACGUCCUUUUUGUGGUCGCCAUAUUGUGGAUCACAGAAGCUUUGCCUCUGUCAAUCACAGCUCUACUUCCAGGCCUAUUGUUUCCCCUGUUUGGGAUCAUGCCUUCUACAAAAGUGGCAUCUGCAUAUUUCAAAGAUUUUCACCUGCUGCUAAUUGGAGUCAUCUGUUUAGCAACAUCGAUAGAAAAAUGGAAUUUGCACAAAAGGAUUGCUCUGAGGAUGGUGAUGAUGGUGGGGGUGAAUCCAGUAUGGCUGACAUUGGGGUUCAUGAGCAGUACUGCCUUCCUAUCUAUGUGGCUUAGCAACACCUCUACUGCUGCCAUGGUGAUGCCGAUUGUGGAGGCUGUGGCACAGCAGAUCAUCAGUGCUGAAGCAGAGGUUGAAGCCACGCAGAUGACUUAUUUCAAUGAAUCUGCCACCCAUGGACUGGAAGUUGAUGAAACUGUCAUUGGACAAGAAACAAAUGAAAGGAAAGAGAAAACAAAACAAGUUCCAGGAUUCAGUAAUGAUGCUGAGAAAAGUUCAAGCAAGGUAGAGAUGGAAAAGAAUGCAGUCACAGGAACAAAAUAUCGGUCGAAGAAGGACCACAUGAUGUGCAAACUGAUGUGUUUGUCUAUUGCCUAUUCUUCUACUAUUGGUGGACUGACAACAAUCACUGGGACCUCUACCAACUUGAUCUUCACUGAGCAUUUCAACACACGCUACCCUGAAUGUCAGUGCCUCAACUUUGGAUCAUGGUUUAUAUUUUCUUUCCCGGCUGCUGUUAUUCUUCUUGUCUUAUCCUGGAUCUGGCUUCAGUGGCUUUUCCUAGGAUUCAAUUUUAAGGAGAUGUUUAAAUGUGGCAAGACCAAAACAUUCAAAGAAAAAGCCUGUGCUGAUGUGAUUAAGCAAGAAUACGAAAAACUUGGACCAAUGAGGUAUCAAGAAAUUGUAACCUUGGUCCUCUUCUUCAUAAUGGCUCUGCUAUGGUUCAGUCGAAAUCCAGGGUUUAUUGCCGGUUGGUCUGAACUUUUUGCACAAUAUCCUGGUUUUGUUACAGAUUCAACUGUUGCCUUAAUUAUAGGACUCCUUUUCUUUCUAAUCCCAGCUAAGAGAUUGACUAAAACUACAUCCACAGGAGAAAUAGUUGCUUUUGAUUACUCUCCACUGAUUACUUGGAAAGAAUUCCAGUCAUUCAUGCCCUGGGAUAUAGCUAUUCUUGUUGGUGGAGGGUUUGCCCUAGCAGAUGGCUGUGAGGUAUCAGGACUGUCUCAGUGGAUAGGAAAUAAACUAUCUCCUCUAGGUUCAUUACCUGUAUGGCUAAUCAUUCUGAUAUCUUCUUUGAUUGUCACAUCUUUAACAGAGGUAGCCAGCAAUCCAGCUACCAUUACCAUCCUUCUCCCUAUCUUAUCUCCAUUGGCUGAAGCCAUUCAUGUGAAUCCUCUUCAGAUUUUACUGCCUUCCACCCUGUGUACUUCCUUUGCAUUCCUUCUGCCAGUAGCAAAUCCACCAAAUGCUAUUGUAUUUUCCUACGGCCAUCUGAGAGUCAUUGACAUGACUAGUAGCCAGAAGUGAAGAUGCCAUUCGAAUUUAUAACUACAAAUUCAGUGGUGUUGCUGCAUGAGCAACAGUCUGGGAAAAGAAGAACAUAGAAUGGCUCAAUGCAACAAAUUAAACUUACCAUGUUAAGGCCUACCAUGUCAGGAUCGACCCUGACUCAGGAAAAAAAACCAAAAACAACAACAAAAAAGAAACAGAGCUAAUGAAUCGAGGAAUCAAAACUGCACUGUGGUUUCCUAUCACAAAUAUAUAAGAAGCAACAUUUGCUCCGAAUAAGACACUGGGCUCAGUGCCUGACUGAUGAAAAGCCAUCUUUUCCUGUCCUGAUUCUUAUACCCGCACCUAGACACUUCAGCAAGUAAUAACAGAAAAUAGAAGAGACAAAACAUGCACAUUUUUGCCAAAUGUUAAAGUAGUGAUAGUGAAGAGCUAAUCUGAGAUUAUUUGGAAUUAGUGCAACCUUCAUCCCCAGUUUCAAAGCCAACCCAAAUCCUAGCAUAAUCAAAGUGAAUUAAUAAGAUUUCUGUAGAGAGAGUCCCAAGAUAAGUUCAGGUUCCAUCUUUCCACCUAGAUAUCUGUUCCCGAAUAUCUACAUCAUAAUUCUGUAUGUGUUUUUAUGCCUAAUCCUGCCCUAUGUUUCCACAAACUAAAUGUGCUUAAUACAAUGUGUGCAAUGUCCUAUGUAAGCAUUAAAUUGAAUAAAAACCAGGCUCUCGAAUAAACCA